AUGAGUGAAAGCGACUCAGAUGGCUAUGGUGGAGAUAUUUUGAAGAAUCGCCGCAAGACACUAGCAAAGCAAAAACGCAAACAACAACAACAACAACAAUUGGCCACUUUUACGGACAGCGACGACGAUGAAGACGAUUCUCCACAAUUGCCGAAAAAGCCUUGCGUUCUUUCCGAUGACGAUGAUGAUAUCUCAUUCAUAGAAGGGCCGAGUAUGCCUAAAACUCAUCAAGAGUACCUUCAAGAGAAGAAACAAAAAGAAAUGAGAAACUAUGACCGCAAAAUUGAAGCCACUGUUGCUGCUGAGAUGUCAAAAUCGCGAGGUAGAGCCGUCAAAACGGUUGGGCUUAUUGAUAGAGCCUACGAGGCGUUAAAUGUAAAUACGGAUGAUGACGACGACGAAGUACUGCAAAUUCCUGAUAAAUCUGCAAAUGAUAGUGAUAUUAACACGAGUAUUCAAUUCACAAAUGUUGAAAUUGAAGUGUUUGAUAUGGAAUCGGGAAAAGGUCGUUUCGAUCGCUAUAAUAUUGAACUGAACGACAAUUUCAACAUUAUCAAUAAGGAGUUAGCGGAGCGUUGGAACUCUCCUCUGGAUCACGUCCAGCUUCGAUGCAAAGGCAGAAUUAUCGAUUCGAACUCAACCCCGGAGACUCUUGGCUUUACUCCAUUGAUGGUCCCUCCGCCAAGAUUCGAUGCGUUCAAAGUUCAAGCACCGGUUAUCACAAUUGGCGAUGGGCUACCGACAGCUUCAAAAGAAAAAGAAAAUGAGGAAAAAGAGGAGUCUGUUAUCAAAUUCCAAAUUGCCGGCCAUCGUCGGCCGAUCACAGUGCCAUUCGAGAAUAAUUAUACCAUUGGAAAACUCAAAAGUCUACUCAUGGACGAAUUGGAGAAAAUCAACGAUGAUAUACUGCCUGAUGUGAACGAGAUAAAACUAAUAUUUGACGAUCAGUACUUGACCCAAGACGAGCUAACUUGUGAAGGUUUGGGCAUUGAAGAUGGAGAUUGUAUAGACGUCUACUAA
Messenger RNA from Caenorhabditis bovis, 1020 nucleotides. NCBI's taxonomy places the organism in Eukaryota, Metazoa, Nematoda, Chromadorea, Rhabditida, Rhabditidae. The record is from the annotation of a GenBank genome assembly.